AUGUUAUUGUGUGGGAUUCUCAAGCUUUAGUUGGUGAACCUCAGAGGCGUCGAAGGAAAGCUGUGUCAGACCACCAAAACCUAUUGAACUUUUUAAUUGCUCUUGGCAACUCUCCAGAAGAACUCACUCCAAAUUUUCUUGCAGAAAAGGCUAUCACUGAUUAUCUUCGAGAAAUGAUUGGCGAGGCUACAGAACGUUCCGGCGACUUUUGCGGUAGUACCUAUGUAGAUAAAGAAUUCCUCAAAUAUUUCGAAACGAUUUUUUAUCCUAUCGUUGAUCAGAUGCUCCAAUUGAUAGAAGCACAACUUGACAAACGCAUAUAUUGUUCUGUGAUGUUUGUGGUCGGAGGUUUUAUGCGUGGAGCGGUUGAAUAUGGAUUAAAUGAGGAUACUAUUAAGACUCGUGUAUUAAAAUGGACAUACGGUGUUGAGAUUUCUCUAAUAUUUCAUCCAGGUGAUCCGCCAUCACGUAAAACUUUGUGCGGACGUAUUAAGAAAUUCUUUUUGAUAGCCAAAAGAAGUCUUGAGGUGGAAGUAAAUCAGAAAGUUUCUACCACAAUGUAUCCAAUCAAGCCGUAUCAAUAA
Ambispora gerdemannii is the source of this 584-nucleotide messenger RNA. The record is from the annotation of a GenBank genome assembly. NCBI's taxonomy places the organism in Eukaryota, Fungi, Glomeromycota, Glomeromycetes, Archaeosporales, Ambisporaceae.